Molecule: messenger RNA, 867 nt
Organism: Rotaria sp. Silwood2
Lineage: Eukaryota; Metazoa; Rotifera; Eurotatoria; Philodinida; Philodinidae
Source: the annotation of a GenBank genome assembly
AUGAUAUUAAUACAACGAACAGUUCAAACAGUAUUUAGAGAUUUACUUGAAUCUGAUACAAUAAAUAUUGAAAAAUUAAAAAAGCAUGUUCAAAAAAAUUCAAUUGUUGCUGAAUUAAAGCCAUUCUGUUGGAAGAUCUUAUUAGGUAUUAAAUCACCUUAUCGUACAACACGUCAAUAUGUUGAUCAAGCUAAUUGUGACAUGUACAAAUGUCUUCAUUCAACAUUAACAACUUGUCGACUAAUUAAAACUGAUACAACUAUUUCUCAACAAUUUCUUUCAAUGUAUUUACUGGAUUCACAUCCAACUAAGUUAUCUGUUACUUUAACAAACGAAUAUGAACCAUAUUUAUCGAUUGCAAAUUUUAUUUGUGUCUUUCUUGAUAAUGAUAAUGAACAACGAUUAGAAGUUACUGCUGAAUGUUGGCUUAUGACUUGUAAAAUAUACGAUAAAUUUGUUCAAUUAACUCGACGUAUUGCCUUACUCGUACUUAAAAUUGCUCAACAAGAAUUUCUUCAUGAACCGAAAUUAUUACUUCAUUUAAAUACUCAAAAUGUAUUUGGUUAUAUACCAGAAAAAUGGCUUAAAGAUGGUUUUCAAUUAAUAGUUGAUGAUAUUUCUUUAUUAAACAUUUGGGAAAAAUUUCUUGCUGGUAGCGAAUAUAUUUUUGUGUUUUUAACAAUUCAUAUUCUUCAUCAUUGUCGUCUAAAGCUACUUAGUUUGUACACAACAACAGAAAUUAUACAAUAUCUCGGUGAUCUCAAAAUUGUUGAUCAAGCUGAUUGUGAACAUAUCGUCAUAGCUUCUAUUGCAUCAUGGAAGAAACAAAGUGGUUCACUACUUGAUUUUCCUGCAACUCAUAAUUAA